UGAUGCAACAGCAAACAAAGAGGGCAGAGGAAAGAGACAUUACAUGGAGAAACGGCAGCUAGCUAGAGAAAAGUUUCAAACGCCGAAAAUAGGCACAAUUCAAAAAGUCCACAGCGUAAGGUGUCACUUUAUCGCAAAACGCGGUCAUAAACUGCCCAUUAUUAAUCGUCUCUGUGAAAAUUGAGUUCGUUUUUGCGCUGUUUUUGUAAGUGCAGGUAUCAGCUAGCCGUGAAGUAAUAAUGUCUCUUAAUGUGAUUUCAUAACUCUCCGGACACUGAUAUGACCACUCCUGUUAGUUGACAGUGUAUUCAAGGAACAUCGGGUAUGGCAGUUGUGGGCCUUAUGUGAUCAGCUAUGUGUAAGUGUUCACAAUCAUCUCCCUCAUCCCAAGAACAUCACGUGUAAUCCCCCUCCAAAUCAUUAAGGGGGAUCUUUCAGAAUGAAGAAGAUCAGUCUGAAAACAAUAAGAAAGUCAUUGAACAUUAAAGGCAAAGAAGAGAAUGAAUAUGCCGUAUCGCAGCCGGACCUGGCAGCCAGUUUCUCUGCUGAAGACUCUCUGUUUGGAGGAUGCUACAGCAAAGAUUUCGCCAGCAGCGACCUGGAUAACGAGGAUGAAAAAAGAUCCAAAGUCCGAUCUAAGAGCGAGGGUCUCAUGGGCACCUUGAAACGAAGGCUAUCGGCGAAACAGAAACCAAAGGUCAAGAGUGGUUCUCCAUCUGUAUGCUCUAUAGAUGACGAUACCUUCUCCUCCUCUUCGGCACCCAUUACUCUAAGUGACAUAAAAUCCCAGCGUUCCUCCCGCUCCACAUCCGUCCAUAGUCAUCAUUACAGUCCCACCCCGUGGCCUCUCAGACCAGUGAACUCAGAGGAGAUGUGUGUCAAAAUGGACGUUAAGGCAUUAAUGAACUCCUCAGAUCCAAGUCCGGCUUUCAACGGUGUGCGGCAAGACAUCCUAAACCUCCAGAGAGAGUUUGAAGAAUCUGGCAAUUCGUUGAAAAUCACCAGACGUGUGCCAGACCACCAUUCUGGUGCUCAGAAUGCUGAUUUGCACCUUGAAAUAGAUGAACAUGUGCCUGUAGUCAUUGGUAUUGCAGCUCAGGAUUAUAUUCAGUACACAAUGCCUUUAGAUGAUGUACUCUAUCCUGACGACGAAGGUUCGCACUCUUUUUGCUUAGAUGGUCCCACACCCAUGGACGUUGUUCCGCAGUCAGAAGGAUCUCUGCAUGUAGAUGAGGAGCCUAUUGUCCAGGACCUCCUGUCACCAGACAUCUUCAUGGAGUCGUCAUCUGUGAACCAGCUCUUUUUAAACACUGCAAAUAUCUUACUGCAGGGCUCCAGACUCGAAGCUCCUCUUUCCCCCAUGCUACCUCCAUUGCCCGAUAGUUAUCUCCAGAGAAGCUUCUCUCGGUUUGGUGGUACUCACGCUCAGGUUGCAGAGAGAGUCAUGCAACAUCUCAACUUUGACCCCAACUCGGCUCCAGGGGUGCAGCGGGUCUAUGAUGCUGUGCAGAACAGCGGACCCAUGGUGGUUACUAGUCUCACAGCUGAACUGAAGAAGCUAGCCAAGCAGGGUUGGUAUUGGGGUCCCAUCACCAGAUGGGAGGCAGAAGAAAAGCUGACAAAUCUUCCAGACGGUUCUUUUUUAGUCCGCGACAGCUCCGACGAUCGAUAUCUCCUAAGCUUGAGCUUUCGCUCACAGGGUAAGACGCUCCACACGCGGAUUGAGCACUCGAACGGCAGUUUCAGCUUCUAUGAGCAGCCUGACAUUGAAGGCCACGUAUCAAUUGUGGAUCUCAUUGAUAAUUCGGUCAAGGAUUCGGAGAACGGAGCGUUCUGCUACUCCAGAUCCCGCUUACCGGGUUCCGCCACCUACCCUGUUAGACUGACCAAUCCCGUUUCAAGGUUUAUGCAAGUGCGUUCAAUGCAGUACUUGUGCCGUUUUGUUAUUCGCCAGUACACGCGGAUAGAUCUGAUCCAGAAAUUGCCUUUACCGAACAAAAUGAAAGAUUACCUGCAGGAAAAGCACUACUGAAUGCAGUAAAUCCUGACUUGGUUGCUACUUGCACUUUUUGGAUAACACACACCGAAGCAGGUUUCGCAAACAUUUCAAGAGUUUUGUUACCAUUCAAUUACACUUUUUGUUGAAAGAAAAGAUGUUUGUCGGUCUGGUAGAGUAGAUAAUUCAGUGGUUUGUGAAGAAACGCAGUGCCAGAAUGUUGUUAGAGUG
This is a messenger RNA of Rhinichthys klamathensis goyatoka, 2227 nucleotides long. It is a transcript of the gene socs6b, whose product is annotated as suppressor of cytokine signaling 6b. The record is from RefSeq and is a predicted model, not a curated record. Lineage: Eukaryota; Metazoa; Chordata; Actinopteri; Cypriniformes; Leuciscidae. Gene Ontology annotation, cellular component: phosphatidylinositol 3-kinase complex. Gene Ontology annotation, molecular function: 1-phosphatidylinositol-3-kinase regulator activity. Gene Ontology annotation, biological process: regulation of growth; phosphatidylinositol phosphate biosynthetic process; intracellular signal transduction. The transcript has 2 exons. Bases 440 to 2032 code for a protein of 530 amino acids.